Molecule: messenger RNA, 1092 nt
Organism: Fonsecaea monophora
Lineage: Eukaryota; Fungi; Ascomycota; Eurotiomycetes; Chaetothyriales; Herpotrichiellaceae
Exons: 1
Coding region: 1-1092 (363 amino acids)
Source: RefSeq, a predicted model, not a curated record
AUGUCCUUUACCGAUGCAACCGAGUCCUUCUUUCUGGAUGCUGUGUCUAGCAUCUGCCAGCCGAUUGUCCAAAUACUCCCUCUUAAUGACGCUGAGAUGUUCGACUAUCUCGAUGCACAUCCAGACGCCCUGUCGAGAUACCUGGCGGAACGCUUUGGUAUAUCGGAAUUCUUCAGCACAAUUCUCGCGGACAAGGCAAACAGCCGCGGCUGGCCUGCUUUUGGCGAUGUGUCAGAUCCUUUUGCAGACGAACAGGUGGUGAAUGGAAUACCGAGUGGCGCCAUACAAGAUGACGCAAUGCGACAUGGUGUGGUGGCUGGACAGGCACUUGCUGAUGAUGGCGAUGUGUUUAUGUCCCUGGACUAUGAGGAAGAAGACGACGACGGAGAAGAAGAAAACGAGGACGAGUAUGAUGCAGAUGACGAUGAGCAGGGCGGUGACUGGGAGAGUGACAGCGAUGGUGAUGGUCCUAGUUAUGAGGGCAACGACAGCAGUAACGAGGAUAGCGACAGUGAGGAGAAUGGCACCACCACCUCCAACGAGAUGUCGUCAGAGGCUGGUCCUGUGACGCCUUCCAACAUCAACACCGCUUCGUCCGCCCCCAGCAACAGCGCUGAUGAAGGUGAAGACGAUCAUGACGGCGGUGAGGGGGGGCAGGAGCUGGGGCUGAUGCCAUAUCCGGCUCCUGCACAUCUUGUUGCUGCUUCUCGCCUUCAACAACCCACCCGUUCCUGGGCCUUGUGGGAGGAGGAGGCGUGUAUCCGCCACAUGCUCGACAUCCACCGCGAGCGACAACUCAAAGGGGAAGCACGAUUUCGAGAGGCCUUGAGUCGUAUGCAACUCCAGGAUGGUGUGACGAGAACUGGUCACAGUGCUGUUAAGAACUUCUGGAAUCGCGUUGGCCGUGCUCGCUCCAGCUUUGACGAACGGAGAAAUAAGUCAGCACCAUUGGCGACUUCGAAGCAAGGCAGGAGAUCCAAGUCGGAGUCUUCUUCCUUGCUGUCACAACGCCGCAGGACCACUCGAGCCUCUUCUUCCCACCAGAAACCUCGUAGCACCAGACGUCGACGCUCUCCAGAGUUUCUAGUCUGA